AUGACUAAUUUAUUAAGUGAGAGAAGUCCUGUCAAAAUGCUUCCCGGCAAACGUUCUUUUGAAAAUGGCACUGGUGGCAGUCGUUUUCUACGUGGUUUGAAGCGGCCUAGGGUUUCCGCAAUUCGACAAUUUCCUCCUGGUUGUGGUCCAGCUGCUUCCAAGGUUCGCGAAGCAUUUAAUGAGGCGAGGAUUCUUGUCAAGACUUCGGAUGAAAGGACGGAAACCACACCGAGCAAGCCAAAUGCUGAAAUAUUACAAGAAGUUCCGGAGAAAAUUGAGUUGGUAAUGGGGAACCAGGAUUCUAUACCCAAGCAUAUUGAUAUAAUUUCUAAAAAGAAUCUGUCUCUGAAACCCCGAAAAGGAGUUACCGUCUUUCGGGAUUUUCCAAGAGGUUGUGGAAGAACCAACCUUGAUGUGUCUGCUAAACAUGAUGCUUUGACCAAUGAUGUUUCUGUGGAUGAGGAGCGAAGGAGGCUUCAAGCUGAGAAAGGAGAAAUGAAAAACGAUGUAGCCAAAAGUCCGGAAAACAAAAUUGGAUUUACUGGUGUCACGGUGUGCCCAUCGAUGAAUGAGUCUAUAACUGUGGCACAUGCAGAUGGUAGUAUUGUGCCUGCCACUGAUCAGUUGGGAGUAAAGACUACUGAAGAUUGCAUAGUCGCAACAGGUGGCACGACUGAUGAGUGCGGUUAUCAAAAGUGCAAUAUUAAUGGAUCGCAGCACUAUCUACUUUUGGAAGGCAUUGAUACAAAAACUAAGGCAUUGCCGGAUCAGGAACAAAAUGGUGCUCUUUUAGUGAAACAGUCAUAUGCUUUGACAAACAGCAGUCAUCAGGAAGCGUUAAGCCGCACGCAGGAGAUUCUGAAUCUGUUUGAACAGAUCCUCAAAGAGCGGUUGCUGGAGAUGCAACGCGAAAAGCCUAAAAGCAAAAACACUAUAUCAAAUCUUUAUACAAAUAUUGCAAUGGUACUCAAGAAACAAAAAAAGUGGAUUCAUAUGGAUCAAAAACUCUUGGGGGCUAUUCCUGGCGUUGAAGUUGGUGACCAGUUUCAUUUUAGGGCUGAACUUGUUAUUGUUGGAUUGCAUAAACAGUUUAGUGCCGGUAUAGAUUACAUGGAAAAGGAUGGCAAGAAGAUUGCCACGAGCAUAGUGUCCUCUGGUCGUUAUUCCAGUGGGAAAGAAUUUUCAGAUGUGCUGAUCUAUUCUGGUCAAGGGGGGAACCAAAUAAAGGGUGAGAAGAAUUUUAAAGACCAAGAACUUGUACGAGGUAACCUUGCCUUAAAGAAUAGCAUGGACGAAAAAACUCCAGUGAGGGUUAUCCUUGGUCGACGAUCAUGGAAAACCACCACAUUUACUUAUGAUGGUUUGUACUUUGUGAGCAAGUUUUGGCAAGAGAGAGCAGAAAAUGGAAAAUUGGUGUACAUGUUUCAACUGGAGAGAAUGCAUGGUCAGCCAAAAAUCAAGUCAAGUACAUUGCAAAGGUUUGUAAAAUCUAAAUCUCGCGAUGGUCUGGCAUUGAUGAAUGAUAUUUCUGAGGGAAAAGAGAAGAUAUCCAUCCGGGCUGUUAAUGAUGUAGAUAAUGAAAAACCUCCAAGUUUUAUUUACACAACCAAAAUGGUAUAUCCACGACUCGAUGAUAUUCUUGUGGAGACGAGUGGUUGCCACUGCAUUGAUGGUUGUUCGGAUGAUCUGCAAUGUUCGUGCAUCCUUAAGAACGGAGGCACAUUACCAUUCAACAAAAACGGAGCUCUCCUAGAAACGAAGCCAACAAGUAUUGUCCACGAGUGUGGUCCUUCGUGCAAAUGUCCCCCGUCUUGCAAGAACAGAGUAAGCCAACAUGGUAUAAAAUUCCAGUUAGAGAUCUUUAAGACGAAAUCAAAGGGAUGGGGUGUUCGGUCAAGAAAUUAUAUUUCAUCCGGAAGUUUCAUAUGCGAGUACAUUGGUGAGUUGCUAACCGAUAAAGAAGCCGAGGAAAGAAUCGAUUCGGAUGAGUAUUUGUUUGAUAUAGGAGAGGAAGAUGGCUUUGCAGUAGAUGCUGCGAAAAUCGGGAACAUUGGAAGAUUUGUGAAUCAUAGUUGCUCACCAAACUUGUAUGCUCAAGAUGUUCUUUAUGAUCACAAUGACAAGAUGAUGCCUCAUGUGAUGUUAUUCGCUACGCAAAACAUACGUCCUUUACAAGAGUUAACUUAUGACUAUAAUUACAAAAUUGGUCAAGUUCGUGACUCGAAUGGAAAUAUCAAGGAGAAGAAAUGUUAUUGUGGGACGGCGGAGUGCGAAGGGAGGAUGUAUUGA
Messenger RNA from Daucus carota subsp. sativus, 2289 nucleotides. RefSeq names its product histone-lysine N-methyltransferase, H3 lysine-9 specific SUVH5. NCBI's taxonomy places the organism in Eukaryota, Viridiplantae, Streptophyta, Magnoliopsida, Apiales, Apiaceae. The record is from RefSeq and is a predicted model, not a curated record. Gene Ontology annotation, cellular component: nucleus. The transcript has a single exon. Gene Ontology annotation, molecular function: protein binding; histone methyltransferase activity; double-stranded DNA binding. The coding region runs from base 1 to 2289 and encodes 762 amino acids.